AUGCAGUCGGUUGGCGAUACAGAACAACAGUUGACAGCUACUGAUCCUUUAAGCAGUAGUAAUUCAUCAACAAAACAUCACAAUUCUGAUGCGCCGGAUAGUACCAGCACUAAUGGAGAAGAAAACAAGGAAACGAAACGAGUUAAUAGAGAAACAAGUGAUGAUGAAAAGUCUCAAAAAAUACCGCCGACAACAACAUCACAGGUUGAAACGCCAUUAGAUAAUAAUACCAGUGAAGCUAAGAAUGGAACAUCGGCUAGUAAUGAUUCUGAUCAACAAGGUACUAACACCAGUCAAACAGCAACUGAUUCUAAACUAAAAACGGUCACUGAAGAAGAUAACACUACAUCAGAUAAACGAAAUACUGUUGAAAGUGAUCCGCCCAAACAAGAACAACCAUCAUCAACUUCGUCAUCUGCUGUGGAAAUGAAAACAAGUGAUAGUGAUAAAGCAACAACAAAUAAUGAAUCAGAAACAAAAAGUUCAAAGGCUGAAAAUGAAGAUGUAGAAAAAAAGCAAGCUACUGAUGAAAAGACUCAAGUGUCUGACACAAAUGAGGUUACAAGUUCAUUGGUUCUCAACUUUAGCGGUGAAACAAAAAACGCUGCAGCCACUGAAGAGCAGAACGAGGCAACAUCAAAAGACACAGAACAAACAAAAAAUAAAGAAAGCAAUAAUACUCGUGGUAGUGGUCGUCAACCAAGUCGAAGAAAACCAGCAGCAUCUUCAUCGGCUGAAACUGCCGUAUCAACAAGCGAUACAAAAGCUCAGGAAGAUACAACAAAACUAACGACAACAAAUGAAGAAUCAUCAUCGCCUCCAAAACGUUCGCGUCAAGCGAAAACAAUUGCAAAAAAUGCUAUUACGGCAGCUGAAAACACAAAUUCAACAUCAGGUAGUAGUAAUAAUGAAGAUGAUCCACUUGAUCUAACCGAUCAUGAUGUUGUUAUUUAUCAAAGUGAAGAUGAAGAGGAGGACGAUUAUAAUCAGAAGAAAAAGUCAUCCAAAUCAAAACAUUGGAAAACAUCUUCAACAACACCAAGUGCUUCGAGUACAAAUACUACUUCACGUACAAAGAAACGUCGUGCAUCGUCUACCAAACGUAAAUCUCCAACGAAUGCUAAAAAAUCUCGACGUUUAUCUCCGUCAAAACAACCAAAAACGACGAUCGAUGCUAAUGUUGAUGAGUCGACACCACCAAUCUCCCCACCAAAAAAAGCAGGCAACGCUCGUAUAUCAGUAUCAAAACAAUUGAAAGUAACAUCCUUAAAUGAUUCGCCUGCAACAAAAAGUAACGAUGGAGCAUCCGGUAGCGGCGGUGAAUAUUUACGAAAAUUAAGACCAAGAAAAUGA
Messenger RNA from Didymodactylos carnosus, 1353 nucleotides. The record is from the annotation of a GenBank genome assembly. NCBI's taxonomy places the organism in Eukaryota, Metazoa, Rotifera, Eurotatoria, Philodinida, Philodinidae.